This is a messenger RNA of Daucus carota subsp. sativus, 5539 nucleotides long. Its product is annotated as ABC transporter C family member 5. The transcript has 12 exons. Bases 413 to 5032 code for a protein of 1539 amino acids. Gene Ontology annotation, cellular component: membrane. NCBI's taxonomy places the organism in Eukaryota, Viridiplantae, Streptophyta, Magnoliopsida, Apiales, Apiaceae. The record is from RefSeq and is a predicted model, not a curated record. Gene Ontology annotation, molecular function: ABC-type transporter activity; ATP binding; ATP hydrolysis activity. Gene Ontology annotation, biological process: transmembrane transport.
AUACAUGAACCUCUUAGAUUCAUAUCGACACUUGAAAAAUUCUGCAGGUUCAUUUCCACUUUCUCCCACUUGUAUGGUAGUACUAGUGCAGCAGUUUCUACACUGUAUACACACGUAUAGUUUUUCUCUUUUGGCUAUUCUAUUUACACUCUAUUAUUUCUAUCUAAAUCUUUAUCUCAUACUCUGCCUCGGCAUUCUACACCGGCUCUCCAAUCGAUUUUCCAGCAAAAGUGAGAUAAACCCAGAUUGUUAUCUUUACACUACUGUGCCUUUCUGUUUGUUAAGCUUAUAAAUAAGGGUAUACAGAUGUUGAAAUGUUCUAACAAGAGUAGAUCUUUAUUGCCUAUACAAAAGACUAUAUAUUUAGUGAGCCAAGUUACCAGUUCUGUUCAAUUAAAGAUUGAUAUCUAUAAUGGGUAUCAGUCUUUUGUUGGAAAUUAAUCAAGCAAUCUCUGAUUUAUCAGCCAAAAGAAGGAGAUUUUCGGCGACAAAUAGUCCCUCUGAGGCUCUUCAUGGCUUGCCUAUAUUGGAAUUGUCAUCAAUUUGCAUCAACUUGACAUUGUUGCUCGUGUUUCUGUUCAUUGUGUCGGCGAAACAGGUAUAUUUGUGCCUUGGUCGAAUUCGAGUUGAUAAAGAGGGUUCUAAUGGGAAUUCAGUCCCGAUUAGGCGUCGUGAUAGUGAGAUUCAGAGUAUUGUGAUUGGUAAUUGGUAUAAAGCUACAGCCUUUUGUUGCUUUUAUGUGCUGUUUGUGCAAGUAUUGGUAUUAGGUUAUGAUGGUAUUGGUUUGAUAAGGGAGUCCACAGAAAAGAGGAGUAGAAAUUGGACGUUGGUGCUUUCUCCUGCAGCUCAGAGUUUAGCUUGGCUCGCUUUGAGUUUUUCAACACUUUAUUGUAAAUUUAGGCCCUCGGAGAAAUUUCCGUUGCUGUUAAGGGUUUGGUGGGGUGCAUCAUUUGUGAUCUGUCUGUGUACUUUGUAUGCUGAUGGAAACAAAUUUUUGACCAAAGGCUCAAAACUUUUCAACUCUCAUGUCCUGGCAAAUUUUGCGUUAACCCCUGCCCUUGCUUUUUUAAGUUUAGCCGCAUCCAGGGGUGACACUGGUAUUCAGGUAUGCAGAAACUCUGAUCUUCAGGAGCCUUUGCUAGUCGAAGAAGAAGCAGGGUGCCUUAGGGUUACUCCUUACAAUGAAGCUGGUAUCUUUAGUUUGGCCACACUUUCGUGGCUAAACCCAGUUCUUUCUUUAGGUGCAAAGAGACCACUUGAACUGAAAGACAUUCCGCUUCUUGCCCCAAAAGACCGUUCUAAGACAAAUUAUAAAGUUUUAAAUUCCAACUGGGAGAAGUUGAAGGCUGAAGAUCCUACCGGGCAACCUUAUUUAGCUUGGGCAAUCCUCAAAUCAUUCUGGAAAGAGGCAGCAGUUAAUGCCAUUUUUGCAGGCUUGAAUACUCUUGUUUCAUAUGUAGGUCCAUACUUGAUUAGUUACUUUGUGGAUUACUUGGGAGGAAUUGAGACUUUCCCCCACGAAGGGUAUAUCCUUGCCGGAGUCUUUUUUGCAGCUAAGCUAGUGGAGACCUUAACAACACGUCAAUGGUAUCUUGGAGUAGACAUAUUAGGGAUGCAUGUCAGAUCGGCUCUCACAGCAAUGGUGUACAAAAAGGGGCUCAGGCUCUCAAGUGCUGCAAAGCAAGGUCAUUCCAGUGGAGAGAUCGUCAAUUACAUGGCCGUUGAUGUUCAAAGAGUAGGGGACUAUUCCUGGUAUCUCCAUGACAUAUGGAUGCUUCCUAUGCAGAUAGUACUUGCCCUUGCCAUCCUUUACAAAAAUGUUGGUAUUGCUACAGUUGCAACAUUGAUUGCCACCAUAAUCUCCAUUGUGGCCACUAUUCCCUUGGCAAGGUUUCAGGAAAAUUACCAAGACAACUUAAUGUCUGCAAAAGAUGAAAGAAUGAGGAAGACUUCGGAGUGUCUUAGAAACAUGAGGAUUCUCAAGCUACAAGCCUGGGAGGAGAGAUACCGUCUGAAACUGGAGGAGAUGCGGGGCGUGGAAUUCAAAUGGUUACGUAAAGCUCUUUACUCACAGGCAUUUAUUACUUUUAUAUUCUGGAGCUCCCCUAUAUUUGUUUCAGCUGUCACUUUUGGAACUGCAAUAUUGUUAGGGGACAAGCUUACAGCAGGGGCCGUCCUUUCUGCCCUGGCCACUUUCAGAAUUCUACAAGAGCCUUUGAGGAAUUUUCCAGACUUAGUUGCGAUGAUGGCUCAGACAAAAGUUUCUCUUGAUCGAAUCACUGGAUUCCUACAGGAUGAAGAGUUGCAGGAUGAUGCAAUCACAGUGUUACCCCGAGGAAGCACAAAUGUGGCAAUAGAAAUAAAAGAUGGUGAAUUUUGCUGGGAUGGUUCUUCUUCAAGCAUCACAUUAUCAGGCAUACAAAUGAAGGUGGAAAAGGGUAUGUGUGUAGCUGUAUGCGGCAUGGUUGGCUCUGGGAAAUCAAGCUUUCUUUCCUGCAUUCUUGGUGAGAUUCCCAAAAUCUCUGGCGAAGUUAGAGUAUGCGGAUCCUCUGCUUAUGUCUCACAGUCAGCUUGGAUACAAUCAGGAAAUAUAGAAGAAAAUAUACUUUUUGGUAGCCCAAUGGACAAGGCAAAAUAUAAGAGUGUAAUUCAUGCUUGUUCGCUAGAAAAAGAUUUGGAGCUUUUUUCACAUGGUGAUCAGACAAUUAUUGGUGACAGAGGCAUAAAUCUGAGUGGUGGCCAGAAGCAACGUGUGCAGCUUGCCAGAGCACUCUAUCAAGAUGCGGACAUCUAUUUACUUGAUGAUCCCUUCAGUGCUGUUGACGCACACACAGGUUCUGAACUAUUCAAGGAAUACAUCAUGACAGCAUUAGCUACUAAGACUGUAGUUUAUGUGACCCAUCAAGUUGAAUUUCUGCCAGCAGCUGAUUUAAUACUGGUUAUUAAAGAAGGUCGUAUUAUUCAAGCUGGGAAAUAUGAUGAACUUCUGCAAGCAGGCACUGAUUUUGAUGCUCUGGUGUCUGCUCAUCAUGAAGCUAUAGAAGCUAUGGAUAUUCCCAAUCAAUCCUCUGAAGACUCAGAUGACCAUCAUCCACUUGAAGGUUCUAUUCUUCUGAGUAAAAAAUGCGAAUCGAUAGGAGGUAACUUGGAGAGUUUGGGAAAGGAAGUGCAAGAGGUUGGAUCUACUUCAGAUCUGAAACCGAUUAAAGAGAAAAAGAAAGCGAAACGGUCAAGGAAAAAACAGCUUGUUCAGGAAGAGGAGAGAGAACGCGGGAAAAUUAGCAUGAAGGUGUACUUAUCAUAUAUGGCUGCGGCAUAUAAGGGCCUAUUGAUUCCUCUUAUUAUCCUAGCCCAGACAUUAUUCCAAGUUCUUCAGAUAGCUAGUAAUUGGUGGAUGGCUUGGGCAAACCCCCAAACCAAAGGGGACCAAGCAAAAGCAAGUAAUAUGGUUCUUAUUGUUGUUUAUAUGGCCCUUGCUUUUGGGAGUUCCUGGUUUAUCUUUGUCAGGGCUGUACUAGUAGCAACAUUUGGUCUUGCAGCUGCGCAGAAAUUGUUCUUGAAAAUGCUCAGAAAUGUGUUUAGAGCACCGAUGUCUUUCUUUGACUCUACUCCAGCUGGUCGGAUCUUGAAUCGUGUGUCAGUUGAUCAAAGUGUAGUUGACCUAGACAUACCCUUUAGACUUGGCGGGUUUGCAUCAACCACAAUUCAACUUAUUGGUAUAGUUGGUGUUAUGACUCAAGUUACCUGGCAAAUUCUGCUUCUUGUUAUACCCAUGGCCAUUGCUUGUUUGUGGAUGCAGAAAUACUAUAUGGCGUCAUCUAGAGAACUGGUCCGUAUUGUCAGCAUCCAAAAAUCGCCAGUAAUCCAUCUCUUUUCUGAGUCAAUUGCUGGAGCAGCAACAAUAAGAGGAUUUGGGCAAGAAAAGAGAUUUAUGAAGAGGAACAUCUAUCUUCUUGAUUGUUUUGCCCGUCCGUUCUUCUGCAGUCUAUCAGCUAUUGAGUGGCUCUGCCUACGUAUGGAGUUAUUGUCAACAUUCGUAUUUGCGUUUUGUAUGUUUUUGCUAGUGACUAUUCCACAUGGGAGUAUUGAUCCAAGUAUGGCAGGCCUUGCAGUGACAUAUGGCCUCAAUCUGAAUGCCCGUUUAUCUCGAUGGAUACUUAGCUUCUGUAAACUUGAAAAUAAAAUUAUUUCCAUCGAAAGGAUUCAUCAAUAUUGCAAUAUUCCUAGUGAGGCUCCACCAGUUAUUGAGGAUAAUCGUCCCCCAACCUUGUGGCCAGAAGAAGGAACUAUAGAAUUGAUAGAUUUAAAGGUUCGUUACAAGGAGAAUCUUCCUGUGGUGCUUCAUGGUGUGAGUUGCAGAUUUCCUGGUGGGAUGAAGAUUGGAAUUGUUGGGCGUACUGGAAGUGGUAAAUCAACUUUGAUUCAGGCACUGUUCCGCAUGAUUGAACCCGAAGGCGGCAGUAUAGUUAUAGACAAUAUUGACAUUUCAACAAUUGGUCUCCAUGAUCUUCGUAGUCGACUAAGCAUAAUACCCCAGGAUCCAACACUAUUUGAAGGGACCAUUAGGGCAAAUCUCGAUCCUCUGAGUGAGCACUCAGAUGCUGAAAUUUGGGAGGCACUUGAUAAGUCCCAGCUUGGUGAGAUAGUUAGGCACAAGGAGCAGAAGCUUGAUGCACCAGUCCUCGAAAACGGAGAUAAUUGGAGCGUAGGGCAGCGCCAGCUGGUUUCUCUUGGCCGAGCCUUACUGAAGCAGGCAAGAAUUCUGGUGCUUGAUGAAGCAACUGCCUCCGUUGAUUCAGCCACAGAUAAUCUUAUCCAGAAGAUUAUUAGGACUGAAUUUAAGGACUGUACAGUGUGUACUAUUGCUCACCGUAUCCCAACCGUUAUCGAUAGUGAUUUGGUUCUGGUGCUCAGUGACGGACGUGUCGCAGAAUUUGAUGCUCCAGCUCGACUAUUAGAGGAUAAAUCUUCCAUGUUUCUUAAGUUGGUCUCUGAAUAUUCGACAAGAUCUUCUGGAAUCCCCGAUUUAUGAUCGAAACAGCAUGCAACCAUCGAUAUGAAUAUACACCAAGAGCUGCUUCUGAUACCGGAAACUACAGCUCGGGAAGCUGCUUCAUUCGGUUUACUGAGAAACAUGGAAGGGCAAGAGGUAAAAGGCGUAUCGACAUUGUGCAUCAAAACCCUUAAAAGCGGAAUGUAGUUUCAGUCUCACAUUACAACAAGAUUUCCCUAUAUCAACUUCACUGCUGGGGAAUUCUUGCAAUGCUGCAUGAAAUGUAACAUAAAUAAGUAGGAGGUUGAUAUAGGGUUGGUAAUAAAUACAGAAUAGAAGAUCUAGGAAAAUGAAAUUCUGUAUGCGGAACUGUGCAGCAUCAUGUAUUUAUACUAGGAUAAACCAUCAGUUCUCGUAAAUUUUGUGAUAGUUUUAGACAUGUUAAUUUGUUUGUAUCAAGUGUUUCCGUUUGCAAUGUUCUUCCCCUCUGUCAUAUUAAUAGGAAUUUUUUUGUCAUAUUAAUAGGAUUUUUUUGGUCUUCGUAAA